Mugil cephalus (flathead mullet) is the source of this 1495-nucleotide messenger RNA. RefSeq names its product syntaxin-11-like. The coding region runs from base 177 to 1067 and encodes 296 amino acids. The record is from RefSeq and is a predicted model, not a curated record. Lineage: Eukaryota; Metazoa; Chordata; Actinopteri; Mugiliformes; Mugilidae. The transcript is spliced from 2 exons. Gene Ontology annotation, molecular function: SNARE binding; SNAP receptor activity. Gene Ontology annotation, biological process: exocytosis; intracellular protein transport; synaptic vesicle fusion to presynaptic active zone membrane. Gene Ontology annotation, cellular component: presynaptic active zone membrane; endomembrane system; synaptic vesicle.
GUCACCUGGGGAGGUGUGGUAUUUCCUGAGCAGACAACACAAAGCCACAAAGUGAUCGGAACAACAAGAUGCUUCUGAACCAAAGGAAUCAAAUGAGACACAUCGAAAGGACUUACUAGUUGUUGUUGUUUUUUUUUUUUUUAUAUAUAUUUUGGGAAUCCAUCAGAGAAGGCAGAAUGCGGGACAUGCUGGACAGGCUGCAGACCAUUGCUGAGGAGCAGGAGUAUGGGCCUGAGCUGAUUGGGCCGGAGUAUGACGUAGACAAGGAGACACUGUAUCAACAGGCAGUAACGUUUGAGAACUCCUCGGGGGCUAUUGAUGAAAUCCUGACGGAGGCCCACUCAAUGCGCAAGGAGAUCUCCCUGCUCCGAAUAAAGGUGGAGUACCUGCGUGCACACAAUGAACGCUUCAGCACCUCAGUGCGCCGCUUCACCCUUCUUAAAAAGAACUCUGACACCAUGGCUAGGGAUAUCCAGGACCAAGCAGGGACUCUGUACUCCCGUGUGCAGGCCCUGGGUCAAAAGAGCACCCAGCUGGAGGAGAAAGAAGGUCACAACUCCGCUGUUAGUCGCAUUGCCAGGGCUCAGUACGACACGCUGACCCGUGACCUGCAGGCUGCCAUGAUUGACUACAGGAAGGCAGAGGAGAUGCAGAAGGUCAUAUGUAGAGGUAGGAUCCAGAGGCACACCUCCAUCAUGGGGACACAUAUCAGUGAUAAGCAGCUGGAUGAGCUGGUGGACAAAGGCGGCGAGGGCUGGACGGACCUGUCCCAGAGCCUUCAGACAGAGGGCAUACGCUCGACCCGCUGGGCCUUGUGUGAGAUCAAAGGCAGGCACAGGGAGCUGGUGGAGUUGGAGGCCAGGAUGAAGCUGGUUCAUGAACUGUUCAAGGACAUGGCCAUGCUAGUGGAGGAGCAGGGAACCAUUCUGAAUAACAUCGAGGUCACUGUGUGCAAAACUGAAGAAUAUAUUGAAAAGACCAACAUUGUCUUUGCUAGGGCCAAGAGGUACAAGAGGAAAAACCCCUUCUUACACUGUUGCCCCUGCCUACCCUGCUGGAGAAACUAGAGUUAAUAUGACCACUGAGUACUUUUAGAUGAUCAAAUAUGGAAGGACACAUUUAUCCACCAACAGUAACAACCGCUGGAAGUGGACUGAAAAAUGAAUGGUGUUGUGCAAUACAUUUAAUUUAUAGAAUAUCCAGCCUUUACAGAGAUACAGAGAGUGUAACAAAAACUGUUCUAAGCUAAUGAGAAGAGCGCUGUAUAUUCUUUCAGCGUGCAACAGACAUGUUGUAUGACUCACUGACUAAUAAUCUAAACUAUUUCCAGAGUUUCAAAUAAGAAUCGUUGCCUGCAACCUCUAAUGAGAUGAAAUGUUAGAAGUCAAAUUAUAUUAAUAAGUGGUUUUAUGGUGAAUAAGCGUAGUAAUUUGUGAAGCCUUUGUCUUUGUGACUCACAAAUAAUCGACUAAUAAACACAGGCAAUGGAGCUAAA